GCCGCCACAGAGGGUGAGUCUCAGUCAGCACUCGGUCAGCCUGUCGCACGGCUGAAUCUCGAAAUCCUUGUGCACGAUCAUUUCGUACGCUGAUCCGCUCGCGCGCGCGCGCGCUCUCUCUCUCUCUACGCUAGCAAGGAUGACCAAGUAGCAGUGGUGCGUGUAGGCUGAGACAACGUUUCGUUUCCGAGAAGCUGAAGGAAAGGAUAAAAGAGCAGAGAGCGCGACGAGAGAAAAACGCAGGAUCUGUCCCCUCGUUUUUUCCGAUCGGUUGCGAAUCCCGUUUUUGUCCGAACAAGGCGAAAACGUGUCCGAGACGCAUUUCCCAAACGCGUACCGCAACCGGUCAGCGCGUGUGCACCCGACCGCGAUCGAUCCUCGAGGCGAUACGAUCCAGAAACGCGAUGGACGGAACCACCCUGCUUAGCCACCGCAGAUAACACCGACCGAAAGGAUCGGACACGUUCCUUGGGAUAUUCUCAUCGUUUCUUAGAGGCAGUCCGUACGUACGAUUCGCGCGAUUCGUAUCGCUGGUUCGAUUCGUUUGGCUUGAUUUUCGUCUACCGGGAACGUCCACAGCAGGAGAGGGAGGAACGUAAGGCCACGGUCCCGAAAUCGAGCGAGGAGGAUGUGACCGUGGAUUGCUCUUGAACUACGUCCCUCUGUCUAAGGUAUGUCCUCCUCCGCGGGCACCAGCUGCACCGACGCCGAGGAGGACGCCGAGGAUGUGGAGAACGACGUGGCAGGUAGCGCGCAGUCGUCUAAUUACUUGCCGUCGGGUUCCCGUGAUAGCGCGCGCGAUCACCUGGAAGGACUGCGGUUAGAUGGGUCAUCGAUUGCGCGUCCACCAGCCGAGGACACUUCCGCGAGACCAUCGACAGAACCGUGGUCGGUGCCUCGAUACAUCCGGAUCGCCGUCCUCCUCUGUCGUCCACCAGUCGCACCAUUGGUUGCCGCGCGCCUCUUCGUCGACGAGGACGAUCCACGGACAUCCGCCGGCGCCAUUGCCACUCGUCGAAUCCGCGGAGCUGGGAAACACGCCGAGCUGGAGAAGCUGCCUGAACGCUGCUCGCUGGACCGACGGAGGAGCUUUCGCGUUCAGGUGACGACAGAGAUCUCUAGGUCGAUCCCCGGCAGAUCCUGAAAUCCUCCGAGAUUUGUUUCCCGGACAAUUCGCGAUUUCAUUUCCUCUUUCUUCGUAUUCUUUUCUUUAUUCGUCGAGCAUUCGGUGCGAUGAUCAUGGAGAGAAAAACUGGAUGUUGCAAUAGAGAAUUGUAAAACGGCUGUCGGUCUGGCUGUUUUUCAUUCGCGAUACGUUAGAGAGAGACUCGGUGACAAUAAGACGCAUAAACUAAGCGGGACAAUUUGAUCAGUGAUUGUGCAUUUAGUGAAGGCGGAUACAAACGUCGACGAAGAUCGCGUUCGCUUGGACCGGUUCCAGCCGGUGGAACGGGCAAUUGAAACCGCCGACAGGUGAUUCAGACGGUACCACAAUGGUGAACUACCCCCGCAUCAUGACAUUCAGUUAGUGAUACGUGCUUCGUUGUUGCGCGUGUGCAUCCGAAUAGAAAAAAAAAAAAACGAGAAAGAGAGAGUGCAAGAGAGAAAAAUAGGGCGAGAGUGAGAGAGAGAGAGAAAGAGUGAAAGAUGAAAGUGGAUUGGACAUGCGGCGCGGAAGGCAGCGCGUGACCGUCGUAACCAGAGGCUGGACGAAGUCCUGAUAGUCGUAACGACCAGGAUUACGGAUCAUCCAAGAAAGGAAGGAUGCCAGGGGGGCGCAGGGGCUUGGUCGCCCCGCAAAACACAUUCCUCGAGAACAUCAUACGAAGGAGUAGCAGUCAACCUGACAGCAGUUUUCUCCUGGCGAACGCUCAAAUCGUCGACUUCCCUAUUGUCUACUGCAACGAAAGCUUUUGCAAAAUCUCUGGCUAUAAUCGUGCCGAGGUUAUGCAAAAGUCCUGCCGCUGCGGAUUCAUGUAUGGGGAGUUGACGGACAAAGAGACGAUCGCCAGGAUCGAGGAAUGCCUCGAGGGCCAGAUCCACGAUCAAUUCGAGAUCCUGCUGUACAAGAAGAACAGUGCCCCACGAGGUAUGUCUAACACAGGUUCGCAAAAGAGUGCUCGAAAAAUCCACCACUUGAGCAAGAGACGACACACUUACAAGGAUCGUCGAACGAUCCCGGGACCAAAGGGUGGCCAUAAUGAGAUGACGCUAUUCGACCUCGCGCCUACUCUUGAUUUCAAAACACCACUAUGGCUGCUUCUGCAAAUAGCGCCGAUAAAAAACGAACGGGACCUGGUGGUCCUGUUCCUGUUGACCUUCCGGGACAUCACUGCCCUGAAGCAGCCAAUCGAGACGGACGACACCAAGGGUGGCCUCUCGAAGUUCGCGAAGCUCGCAAGAUCGGUCACCAGGUCCAGAUCUGUCCUCGUGUCACAGUUCAGCUCCCAUCUGCCAGCCCUAAAGGAUACCGCGUUGCCAACCACCACGAAACAAUCGCACUUAGCUCAUAUGAUGUCGUUAAGCGGCGACGUGAUGCCGCAGUACAGACAGGAGGCGCCGAAGACACCGCCGCACAUUUUGUUACAUUACUGCGCGUUCAAGGCGAUCUGGGACUGGGUCAUUUUGUGCUUGACCUUUUACACGGCCAUCAUGGUGCCCUACAACGUCGCGUUCAAAAACAAGACCAGCGAGGACGUUUCCCUGCUGGUCGUCGACAGCAUCAUCGACAUCAUAUUCUCCAUUGACAUGAUCCUCAACUUUCAUACCACGUUCGUUGGCCCCGGUGGCGAGGUGGUGUCCGACCCCAAGGUAAUCAGAAUGAACUACCUGAAAUCGUGGUUUAUAAUCGAUCUGCUGAGCUGCCUGCCGUACGAUGUGUUCAACGCGUUCCAUCACGACGAGGACGGGAUCGGGAGCUUGUUCUCGGCCCUGAAAGUGGUCCGUCUCCUCCGGCUGGGUCGCGUUGUUCGGAAACUAGACCGGUAUCUGGAGUAUGGAGCCGCGAUGCUCAUUCUACUGCUCUGUUUCUACAUGUUGGUUGCUCACUGGCUGGCCUGUGUCUGGUACGUCACUUUAAGGUACUCGAUAGGGAGAUCGGACGCGGAGAAUGGAGUCCAAUACUCCUGGCUGUGGAAAUUGGCGAACGUCACCCAGUCGCCGUAUAGUUAUCUGUGGACCAAUACCAGCACUGCGCCAGAAUUGAUUGCGGGACCUAGUCGGAGGACCAUGUAUGUCACCGCGUUGUACUUUACGAUGACCUGCAUGACCUCCGUAGGGUUUGGUAACGUCGCUGCCGAGACCGACAACGAGAAGAUAUUCACCAUCUGUAUGAUGAUCAUUGCCGCUCUGCUGUAUGCCACGAUCUUCGGUCACGUGACCACGAUAAUUCAGCAGAUGACAUCGGCGACGGCCAAGUACCACGACAUGCUGAACAACGUGAGAGAGUUCAUGAAGUUGCACGAGGUGCCGAAGGCACUCAGCGAGCGCGUGAUGGACUACGUGGUGAGCACCUGGGCGAUGACCAAAGGCCUAGACACCGACAAGGUACUCAACUACUGCCCCAAGGACAUGAAAGCCGACAUCUGCGUUCACCUGAACCGGAAAGUUUUCAACGAACAUCCCGCGUUCAGAUUGGCCUCCGACGGUUGCCUCCGUGCCCUAGCGAUGCACUUCACGAUGUCUCACAGCGCGCCAGGUGAUCUUCUCUAUCACACGGGCGAGUCGAUCGAUUCGCUGUGCUUCAUCGUGACCGGGAGUUUGGAGGUGAUCCAGGACGACGAAGUCGUGGCGAUCCUCGGGAAGGGCGACGUGUUUGGCGACAGUUUCUGGACGAAUCCUACGUCGGUCGGACAAAGCGCUGCGAACGUUCGGGCUCUUACCUACUGCGAUUUGCACACGAUCAAGAGAGAUCGAUUGCUGGAGGUGUUGGAUUUUUAUCAGGCCUUCGCAAACUCCUUCGCCAGGAAUCUUGUCCUGACGUACAACUUAAGCCAUCGGCUGAUCUUCCGGAAGGUGGCCGAUGUUCGUCGGGAGAAGGAAUUGGCGGAGAGGAUGAAGAACGAGCCGCAGUUGGACCAGGCGCAGGAUCACCUAGUGCGGAAAAUUUUCUCGAGGUUCAAGACCGACGGGGAUGCCCAGAUCGGCGUGAGCAGGGCCGCGAACGGACGGUCCCAGCAGGAUUCCGACGAGGAGCUCACCGUGAACGUCCUGCCGCCCUGGCCCAGUUUUAGGUUCCGCAGGGAACGGCAUACUGCGGACGUGGAGAAGGGCGAUGGUAAGGAUGGGAAAGAGAGCAAGGAGGGUGAAUCCUCGCAUGCUAGGAAACUCUCAACCGCGGAUGGGGACACUGCCACUAAGGGACGGGCCGGGAAGUGGGGACGACUCUUAGGAAGCUCCAGCCUGGACUCAGGAAGCGAUACAGGAACAGGCGGAGACACGUUCAAACGUUCUCUGAGCGCGAGGGACGCUCGACCCGGUUCCAGCACCGGUAUCAAUAAAAUAUUCCCCAAAUUCGGGAAAUUGUCUGGGACGAUAGAGGAGUCGACGGCGGACGCAGAGGCUGCGAAGGAAAGUCAGCAGCAGCAGCAGCAGCAACAACAGCAACAACAGCAGCAGCAGAGUAUCGUGGAUUCGAAGCAGUUACAGCUUCGUCGACUGGAGAGCUACGAUGACGGUUUGAUAUCCACUCAUUCUAGCCAUGAUCGCGAGAUUCUGGCUGCUGUGUUGGAGGUGAAAGUGGACUUGAAAUUAGAGGUGCAAAGGGUGAAUCAGAGACUUGCAAAGAUCGAGGACAUGCUGCAGUCGUUGGUGAACAAACUUCCCGCGAUCAGUCCGCAACAGCAGAAGGGUCCGAAUGGUUCGAUGACGGGUGGUAAUGGUGGUUCCUCACAGAAUCAACCGAGCGCUCAAUCACAAAGUGGAUGUCAGCAAAGUUCCCAGGGUAUGCAAACUUCGAGUGGGAGCGAACAGAAAGUGUCCAUCGCGACCACGUCCACGUCGACGACGAGCGAGGGAUACAGGGAGCAGAGCACGAUAACCGAACGCGGCUCGAAGUCGCAAGAACAUCAUCAUCAUCACCAUCACCAUCAUCAAUCGCAACAGUCGGAUAGACUGAAGGACAGUAGUGAUUACAAAACUUCGUCGAGUCAGAUGAGCAAGGAGUUGUUGGAGAGACUGGCUCAGGCGUCCACUUCCAGGGGAGACGACUCCGCGCCGCUCGGGCCGUUGAUUUUGAGGAAGAGGAGGAGUAAAUCGAGGAACAAGGGAGCCGCGCCGUUGGCACCGCUGGCCAGUCAGCCGAUAAGUCCGUCGGAGGCGACGGAGACGACGCAGAUGCUCGAGUGCACGGACGACAGGGAACUGAGCCUCACCACCACCUCUACGGAAAGGAGCGACAGAUCCAACAGGAAGAGACCUCCGCCCAGGCCCAGGGAGUACUUGUGAAAGUUCUUAAGGUUCCGGGCGGUCGUCUCGAGGCUCAUCCUCUGACGAGAAUUGCUGGGACCAACCGGCGUUAUCUCUGAUCAAGUUUGCUUCUCUCCGAGCAAAGGAGAUCUCUUUACCCUGGUAUGAAGGGUGGAGUGGGAUCGUCAAAGCUGUUGAUCCGGUCGAAGUGGUGGUGAAACGGGGGAAGUUGCGUGUGAUAUAGUCAUGUGUCUUUCGAAGAGAAGAAAGUCGAAUUGUGCUUUUUUAACGAAAAUAUAAAAAGUGGUCGUUUUAGCGAACACUCCGUUUUCCAACGAAGCGAGCCGAGUGUGUAGGCGUAAAAAAAGAUAUCUGUAAAGUUACACCUGCGUAAGUUUUAAGAGCACACUACAUUUCCGCUACUCGCUUCGCGUCUGGUCUUCGGCGAGCUUCGUCGGUGUCGGUACACGCGAAGGACGAAUGCGAGGCAAGAAAAAGGGAAAGCGAAAGGGAUAACGGAUUUGGAAGAAAGGUAAGGACGUUUGUACCGACGAAACGGUUUCGUUACCGUAAUACAACUUGGCAUAUUUUUGCAUGGCCAAACGUGCGGUUCAAAAAAUAAAUAAAAAAUGAAAAGAAAAAAUACUAAAAGUAUAUUGAAUUAUAUACUGCUUACACUGGUCUCUAUAGAACACUGGAUAGUAGAUUGGCAUAGUUGGCUCGUUACGAAUAUGGUCCCAACUGAAACUAUAAUUGCGGCCGCUCAUUUUUCUCACACACAUCGAUAGUGCGCUAAUUCAUAUUUGCUGUCCUUUCCAUUACGCAUAACUCGUGAGAAACGAGGUACUUCACACACACAUCAUUCCACCACUGUACCAGUGUUAAUACUUUACCGCUCUCGCAAUUAGGAUAAGUUCGAUCGCGAGUUCCGUUACUCCGACACAGUAGACCGAAGAGAAAAGAAGAUAAAAGUUUAUCGAUCCGUAACAUCGCAAAAGAUAACUGUAGACGAUUGAAAUUUGCAAUAUCUGAAGCGGAGAAGCCUCCUUUUUAAAAUUCCGUUUGAUUCAUCUCCAUCCGACUUCCGGUUCCGGAAAUAUCGUCGUGUGAAGAUAAACAUAAUUUCUUCGGCGCACUAUUGUCGUCCCUCUCACACAUCGACCGACUCAGCGGUCUAGACGCUCAGCUGAUACGCAUCUUUUCCAGCAAAUAACUGGGUCACUAUGUCAGUAAUACCAAACCUUACCAAACGCUGCGCCUAAAAAAUUUGGAAGCCUAUAUCUCCGGAACGGAUUAAGAUAUCGGGAUGAAUCGAAAUUGAUUUUCUUCGUCCUGUCUUCCUUUAUGAACUAAAAAGGUUUUCAAUCAAAAACUCAAUAUUCUUGUAUGAAUAAAUUUACGUUUUUAUUAAUAUAUAUAAUUUAGAAUAUAAAUAACACUAAAACUACCAAUCAGUAGUGACAGCAUAAUUGUUUCUGCCUCAUUUAUUUGGAUGAUCUAAUUGUAAGAAGAGAUAAUUUCCAAUUUCGUGUUCCCAUCCUCAAGAUUGGUCAUUUGGUUAAAUAUAAUACGCGUGAAAUAAAAAUGCCGUGAUUAUUUAGAUUCGAAAGACUUUUAAAACCGAUUUUAAUGAGACAGUUAAUAGAAAAAGGAAUGGAGUUAUUUUACCAGAAAAACGCCUAAAAGACCUCAAUAGCUGCAGAUAUUUCAAUUAGGGCCAUUAUCAUUAGUACACAUCCACUAUGCAGUGUUCUAUAGAGAUCAGUGAUUGCUUACGACGGCUUCUUCGAGACAUCGAACGUUCAAAUGGAAAGAAUGAAAACUAAAUUCACAAUACUCACUUUCCAAAUACGUAAGAUAACAUACACACAAACACAUACAUACACAGACACAUUGUAGGUUUACACGCAUCUUUAGGGGAUCUCAGCUAGACUCGUAACGGCGCGAUAGAUUUUAAAUAACAACAAACGAAACUUACCAAACAAAAUACAAAAUAAUGUACAAAACUGAAACGGGCGUGGGAACGAGCGAAGAUAAAAGAACAGGGAGUGUCGUCCUAACGAUUAAAGAAUCGCCGCGUACAUUCUUAACUAAUCCUAACGAAUAAAGGAUAUUAAUAAGUAUUCCGAUUGUCCGAUAAACAACGAUACGCGAUCCUUUAACUGUUCGGUACAAUCGAAAUGCCAGGGACCGAUUGAAAAUGAAAAAGCGAGGGGUUUAGUCCUCGCAUAAUGACUUAAGGCGAAGUUGACCAAAUCGAGUUGCAUCGUCGAAUCUUUUACGGUUAAUUGUUUCACUGUCUGUGUAUCGUAGAGCCGCGUUUCUUUUUCAGAAUUCACUUUUUCAACGAUCUAGUGUACGUUUAAGUGCAAGUGGGUGCAGGACUGUGAUCGGUCCGUGUAAGGUAAAAAAAAAACUCUUCGUUCUAGAAGACGGAGGGAAAAGAACUUUAGGCUUCUGCCGAGAAUUCUGCAUUUGGCUGUGCUUGUUUUAUCAGAUUUCAGAUUAAACUAUUUUUUUUACUUUUAGUUUUACUUCCCUAAAUUAAAUUUACCAGCUGUUAAAGAUGACUAAAAGUUGAAUUAAUCACUCGUUGUUCGUGAAUCGAAGUAUUCGCUGUUCUGUUAUAAGUUCCUUUAUAGAUAUAUUUUUAUUUAUUCGAGAUUAUGUUGUAACGAUGUAAUUCGAUCAUCUCUCCAAGGGUAAAGUUAAAGAGAAAUGUUUUUCGACCGAAUUAAAAAAUUCGCUUGCAUCUUCGAUAAUUUCGCGUUAAACGCGAAUCGUAGAGAGGAACUCGAAGACUCCGUAUACACUUUGUUACAAAUCGCAGAAGAUGACCUAAUCUCUGUAACGCGGUUCGCAUGGCAUUCACUGAGAAGCCAAACAGCAAUAUUAGGUGUACAUAAAUCUUGUAACUACGACAAUGUGUAUAUAUAUUAUAUAUUCGUACAUACACACAGACACACAGUAUACAUAGAGAGAGAGAGAGAGAGAGAGAGAGAGAGAGAGAGAGAGAGAGAGUGAUGAAACGGCACGUGUGUUCUUGUCAGCGCGUUUGCAACGAGAAAACGUUCAAUAAUAAACAAUUAACAAAGCGCGCCUGAUUAUUUUUUCUUUUCAAGCGUAAUUCUUUCUCGGCUUCCGGCGCAGCUUCCGUACCGAACGAACAUUUUUACAGUAACUGCAGGUAAUAAAGAAAUACGCCAGUUAAAUGAUCCCGUGAGUAACACCGUUUAAAAAGAAUACCUCGCGAUUCAUAUUGACACUAGCUUCCGUCUAUUGGCUGACGUUAUCGACACUUUCCUCUGUCGCAUGGAUAUUGCUUGCGGGAUCGCGUAACAAGCGCGUCGUACUUAAUUCUGUUGCUGCCGCCUCGAGAAAGAAAAUUGAGUAACAAAAUAUUCUGAAGGACAAUCAAAGAUGGAAAGUACUGAUCUCACGAGUAGAGAGAAUUGCGAUCAUAAUCGACUAAGCCUCUUAGAUAUAUAUUUCGUUAGCUUAAGCCAAGAAGUAGGACGCAAAUGAAGGAGCUUGUGAAAAUUCUUAAUAAGUAUCAUUUUUUACGCCACGAGUAUAGAACGUCGACGAGAGGGAAUAAGUGUCCUCUCCGCGGACCGAGGCAAACUUAACGGACAAACCGAAACGAUUGUAAACGCGUAUUAUACGAUAAGCCAAGCUCGCUGUAAAUUUAUCAAGUAUCGUGCAUUGAUAGUCUACCUAAACAUAAACUCGACUGAACGUUGCUCUACAGUCUACAGGAACGGAACCGCGACGGGUUCCAAUGAUAUAAUUGAAGAAACGAAGGGAACACGGGCGGACGCGCUGGCAGGGAUAUUUCACGCGUGUAAAUAUUAUAAAUAGGAGCGAACACGAGAAUCGAGAAGAGUGCGAGAGUGCGUGUGUGUGUGCGUGUGCAGAAGAAGGACGAAGAGCGCGAGUACAAGGAGAGAAGCAGAAAUUGGUGGUUCUUACUCGAUAAUAUUCGAGCCCGUUGCACAGUCGAGUGGAGCUGCGAUUCGGCGUUUCUUUUAAAAUUAAAUGAAUAGUCCGCGAGUCGAAUGGAGAAAUGUUUUUAAUCGGGCUACUGCGGUUGAGCUAACACUACCACUCGUCCAUUAAGGAUUCCACUCGACUAUGGUCAACGGGCUUUAACGAGGUAAUAUAAGAACAAGACGAACAAAAAUUAUAUUGUCGGAGGAUUUACGAGGACUUUGUUGAAUAAUUAGGUCUUAGUGGUGGAGACGAUAUAGUUGGCUCUAUCGUAGUUUCUAUACACUUUGACAAAAAAUAAUAAUAAUAAUAAUAAUAAUAAUAAUAAUAAUAAUAAUAAUAAUAAUAAUGCGAACGCGAAAGUUUAAACAUGCCAUUGAGACCUUUCUAUCAGUUGACGCGCGUCGAUUAAAAAUUAAAGAAUCGACUACGGUGCGCCUUACCCCUUUUUCGACGCUGCAUAUCCGGUCGAUUAAUCUGCGAUUCCGACUCCGCUAUCUUUUAUACGCUCCAAGCAGUCAUAAGUACGUUCUUUCUCGCUUAAAAAUAUAUUCGAUAACCGAACGAAAUUUUUAUUCCCGUGUCACGAUACCGGCACCAGCGUGGGCAGUCUCGCAUUUCGUAGCGAUCUCCGAAUCGCAGAGCGAUCCGCUUCGGGCGGGGGAAAAAUUGCCGAUUUCAAGAAAGGAGAUAUGAUAAACAUGUGAUAUUACGAUUUUUUAUAUAUCAGCUACUUUGCAAUAAAGGGAUUAUCGCUGUGCGGAGAGAGUCGCGACACGGUCGUCGUCGUCGAACCGUUUUCGUUUAUUUCCAAACCAGUUCGUUUGUUUCUUAAUCCUGGCGUUAAGGAAAAACGAGACGAUCGAACGAAAGUGCAUUUAAAUCUGUAAUUAAAUCUUGUUUCGUUUCAUGGUGUUGAAGAGAAGAAACAGAUGUUGCACGCGCGACGGCGACGACGAUGAUAAUAGCGACGAUCGAAGAAGCCGUGAUUGUAUCGAAUUUUUUGUGAAAAAAAAAAAGAACGAUUGAGAGAGUCUAUACAGAAUAUAUAGCUAUCCGGCGGAAUAACAAAGAAAUAAAGAAAAAAUAUAUAUUAUCAUUAUUAUGAUUAUAUACUAUUAGGACAAAAAAGGGAUGGGGGGUAAAGAAAAUUUUUGCUAUAACUAACACUUCGUCCAUUUUUCUAUAUGGGCAACUCGUUGCACUGUAAUCAAGUCCUCGGCCUUGUAAAUUCUAUCCUUGUCAUUUCUGGUAAACUGCUUGAUGAUCGAACGUCACGCAGGAUCGAUCGAUCGUUUCCACUGCACCACUCACCGUUCCUUUCUGCUGAAUCAUUUUAUUUUUCCGAGAUGAGUCGACGAGAACAGAUUUUAUCGCGCAGACGAAUGAACAAAAGUCAGGUCGAUCGAUCUUCGUGGCGAUGGGAAAUCGACGGUAGCCAAGUCGUUUGCGAACUCUCGUAAAAAAAAAUUCGACCUCGACGAGAGAUAAUGAAACGCGACGAACGAAUGGUCCUACGCGCGCGUUCUUCUAUGAUUGUUACAUGUUUUCAGUUAGAGCGAUCGUCGACGAUCGAAAACAUAUCUCCUUGAGUAGAUCUCGAUCGACAGAAAAGAGAACCUCAGCUUCGACCGUGAUCGUUCUUCGAUUUCAAUCGUUAUCCGUUCUGUGAAAUAACUUUGAAACCUUGCCUCGAACUCGUCGAACAAUUCUGUAAAUAUCGAAUCUUGUACGGCAGAUUUCAAUUGUCAAAGUAGUUUAAAAGGAUUUCAAUAACUUGCGAGAGUAGCUUAAAAUGUCCAUCCGAUUUCUGGUCAAAGGUUUCAAAGUUAUCUGCGUGCGUAUGCUUUUUCAAUCUGAGGAUGACGUAAAUUCGGUAACGACAGACGAUUUAAUGGACUUUUCGAACGAGCAUCGAUUUAGGCAAGCAAUGGAAUCGAAGCGUCGAUGCUGAGGCUACGUUUCGGGGAUCUGAAAGCUUCGUUUCGUUUCGUUUCAUACACGGGUGUGCACACCGUAAAAAGUAAAACCGUCUAGCUUCGAAUCUUCCGCGGUGUUGCGUUCGCCUAGUCUUCCCAAUUUUGUUUCUUCGCGGAGCGUGGAACCUUCGAACGGGUCGAUCAAGGAGUCGAGAAUUUAUGAAUUUUCGUCGUCGUCGCCAACGACCGCUCGAAAGAGAAACCAUUAAGAACGAAUGGGACAUAGAAUAAGUGAUGAUAAAAUCGUAUCGUCGAGAGAUCAAAUUGUAGCAUCGAACGAAGCCUGGCUAGAAUACUCAAAAGAAAGCUGCUUUCGAACUUAUAAUAAAAAAAGAUUCAAACUUAAA
Molecule: messenger RNA, 11722 nt
Organism: Ceratina calcarata
Lineage: Eukaryota; Metazoa; Arthropoda; Insecta; Hymenoptera; Apidae
Gene: eag
Product: potassium voltage-gated channel protein ether a go-go
Exons: 16
Coding region: 1765-5445 (1226 amino acids)
Biological process (GO): regulation of membrane potential; potassium ion transmembrane transport
Cellular component (GO): plasma membrane; voltage-gated potassium channel complex
Molecular function (GO): voltage-gated potassium channel activity
Source: RefSeq, a predicted model, not a curated record